Molecule: messenger RNA, 213 nt
Organism: Triticum turgidum subsp. durum (durum wheat)
Lineage: Eukaryota; Viridiplantae; Streptophyta; Magnoliopsida; Poales; Poaceae
Source: the annotation of a GenBank genome assembly
AUGUACGAGAUGAUCGCGAGCAGCGGAGGGACCGACGCCCGGCCGGAAGAGCUGGAGCGGCUGCUGGCGUGCUACCUCGCCCUCAACGCCGACGAACACCACGACUGCAUCGUCAAGGUCUUCCGCCAGGUCUGGUUCGACCAUGUCAACCUGCCGCCGCCUCGACGGGGCAGGGACCGGGAGGAACACCCCGGACGGCACGCGAGGCCGUAA